Messenger RNA from Trichoderma citrinoviride, 1248 nucleotides. RefSeq names its product glycoside hydrolase family 27 protein. Gene Ontology annotation, molecular function: hydrolase activity, hydrolyzing O-glycosyl compounds. Bases 1 to 1248 code for a protein of 415 amino acids. Gene Ontology annotation, biological process: carbohydrate metabolic process. The transcript has 6 exons. The record is from RefSeq and is a predicted model, not a curated record. Lineage: Eukaryota; Fungi; Ascomycota; Sordariomycetes; Hypocreales; Hypocreaceae.
AUGCCCGAUGGAAUCACUGGAAAAGUCCCAAGUCUGGGCUGGAACUCGUGGAAUGCCUACCACUGCGACAUUGACGAAAGCAAGUUCCUCUCGGCCGCCGAAGUGAUUGUGAGCUCUGGUCUUCUUGACGCAGGGUACGAGUAUGUCAACAUUGAUGAUUGCUGGUCGUUAAAGGAUGGACGCGUGAAUGGACAUAUCGCACCUAAUACGACCCGUUUCCCCGAUGGUAUCGAUGGGCUGGCGAAGAAAGUCCACGACCUGGGCUUAAAGCUAGGCAUUUACAGCACUGCUGGAACCGCGACUUGUGCUGGUUAUCCUGCCAGUCUUGGAUACGAGGACGUCGAUGCCGCCGAUUUUGCCGACUGGGGCGUAGACUAUCUGAAAUACGACAACUGCAACGUCCCUACAGAGUGGCAAGAUGAAUACGUCGCCUGCGCUCCCGACGCCGUCCAAACCGGCCCCAACGGCACCUGCUCAACCGCCCUCGAGCCAAAUCUCGCUCCCCCGGGCUACGACUGGAGCACGUCCAAGUCCGCCGAGCGCUUCAACGCCAUGCGAGACGCCCUGGCGAAGCAGAGCCGCGAGAUCGUGCUCAACUUGUGCAUUUGGGGCGACGCCGACGUCUUCUCGUGGGGCAACGAGACGGGCAUCAGCUGGCGCAUGAGCGGCGACAUUUCGCCUGAAUGGGCCUCCGUGACGCACAUUAUCAACAUAAACUCGUUCAAGAUGAAUUCCGUCGGCUUCUGGGGCCACAACGAUGCGGACAUGCUCGAGGUUGGCAACGGUAACCUGACGGCUGCUGAGACGCGCACGCAUUUCGCGCUGUGGGCGGCUAUGAAGUCGCCGCUUCUCAUCGGGACGGAUCUCACCCAGCUUUCGCAGGAGAACAUUGAGUUGCUCAAGAACAAGCAUUUGCUGGCGUUCAACCAGGACAGCGUUUACGGUCAGCCUGCUACCCCGUACAAGUGGGGAGUCAACCCGGACUGGACCUUUAACUAUACAAAUCCCGCCGAGUACUGGGCCGGUCCGUCGUCAAAGGGGCAUCUGGUGUUGAUGAUGAACACGCUGGACCAUACGGUCACAAAGGAGGCCAAGUGGUCUGAGAUUCCGGGGCUGUCUGCGGGACGGUAUGAAGUUCGAGAUGUGUGGACCGACAGGAGCCUUGGAUGCCUCAGUUCCUACAAGGCGGCUGUUGCUGCUCACGAUACGGCUGUUAUUUUGGUUGGUGAAAAGUGUCGAAGCUGGUGA